Mycena indigotica is the source of this 1590-nucleotide messenger RNA. RefSeq lists its product as uncharacterized. The transcript has 6 exons. NCBI's taxonomy places the organism in Eukaryota, Fungi, Basidiomycota, Agaricomycetes, Agaricales, Mycenaceae. The coding region runs from base 1 to 1590 and encodes 529 amino acids. The record is from RefSeq and is a predicted model, not a curated record.
AUGGAAUUCGUUCAGAAACUUCUCCGCUCGAAACGAUUUCGUCGGCCAUCCCCCCAUGACUACGAGCUCCUUCUCGGCACCAACACGCCCUCUCAGUCAGCUAUUGGCCCCGUCGGAGUGAGAGGUCGUACGGAGGGCCGUGAAAUAGCAGGAUGGAGCCUGCGCUGGCGCGGAAUUUUUGUCUUGAGCCUCCCUUGGCUUAUCGUCGUACUCUUACUUUUCUUCCCCCGGCACUCUCCUCCUAUAAUCUCAGAAACCUCGAGUUCCCCAUCCCUACCGCCAGCGCGGCCAUCGCCGUCUCCCGCUGAACCCGAGUCGGACGAUUGCCCUGCACCUCCUUCGCCUCCGCCUCCCAGACAACCUCCCCUCUACGAACUCUACCAUGCACACGAGAGGCUACUUCCCCAGCACGACCUCGCCGCCCCCUCCCCAGAUGGGAAGAGCGCAAAAUAUCUUUGGUUCGCAAACCAUGGGUCGGGGUUUGGCUGGGGCAACUAUAUGCAGGAGAUGGUCCUCAACGCAUACUUGGCUUACGCGGCAAACAGAGCAUACGUCUUCGACAACUACACCUGGCAUCGCGAAGGACCAGAAAUUACUACCUGGAAUGGCCAUCUUAUUCCGUCACGAAUCCCUUUGUCCGCCCUGAUAUUUGGCCCCAUGAUAGGCAGCCCAAUGCCCGCAUCGUCGAAAAACAUCCCGCUCUCUAUUUCACGGGAGUGGUACCUCCAAGUCUGCCCAGAGUCCGAACGCGUCGUGAUUGAUACUCGAAAGAUACAAGACACGUUUACCCAACCCCCGACUGCAAUGCAGAUUGUCGACCGCUGGGUUGCGGAGUUGCACCAGAUCGAUGCGCGCUGUGUCGAGCUUAGGAGGGACAGUCCGGGGCUCUUUACCUACGAGCUGACCAACACGGAACGCGUGCUGGAUGUUUUCCCCUCCAUGUCCGCCUCUCCCAUCCUGGCCAACUUUGGCUGGUCUUCACUGGUUCUCGGAGAAUUGCUCGCGAAUUUGGCCCACUUUAUGCCGGCGGCGUUCCAGUUUUCUGGACCGGGAGUCAUGCUCGACACGCAAGCUCCAAUACCGGGCCUCCUGGCUCUCCACGUCAGCCGCGGUGACUAUGAGACAUGGUGUCCCGAGGCUGUCGGUAACGGUCACGUAUUCACGGGCUUCAACCGCUUUCCAGAGCUCCCCGAUAAAACACCCUCCCCCAAAGACGAAAACGGAGUUCGACACUGCUUACCAUCUGUGCAAGAUAUCGUGGACAAAGUGCGCAGUAUUGUUGACGCUCGCAGGGUCUCCGAACUGUCACCACUGACGCGGGUAUAUGUCAUGACUAACGCCCAUGCUGACUGGCUCGCGUCACUCGUUGAGGCCCUACUCACAAUCGGGAUUUGGAAAGAUGGUGUUGGGACGAGCCGCGAACUCUCCCUCUCGUGGGACGGCAGGCACGUCGCUCAGGCGGUGGAUAUGUCUGUUGGUCAGAGAGCGGAGGUCUUCGUCGGGAACGGAUUUUCGAGUCUAACCUCGAAUAUCGUCCUACUCAGAAUGCAUAAUAGAAAGCUGGACCCUCAAAAUACACGUUUCUGGUAG